AUGGCAGACGAUCCCCUCCUCGCGCUCCAAGACCCCGACUACAAUUCCGCAUCGGACGAAGAAUUCGACCCCAACGCCGCAGGAGAAGACAUCGCCGCCGACGACGACGACGCCUCCUCCAUCUCCAGCUCCGACAACGAAGGAGGCCCGAAGAAAAGCGCGAAGCCCGCCAACAAGAGCCGCAAGCGCAAGCGCAGUGCCGACGACGACGAUGCCGAGCUCGAUUCAGGCGACGAGGCCACCAUUGCAACCGCACGGCGGCGGCAGCAGCAGCAGCAGCAACGUGGCAGCAACAAGAAGCAGCGGCAGGAUGAAGGCGGCGACGACGAUGUGGACCUUUUGAGCGACGGCGGCGGUGAAGGAGGCCUGGUCAAGACGCGCGCGCAGCGGCGGACGGAGCAGAAGGAACGGAGGCCGCUGGCGCGCGUGGACGGCGCGACGGCGGAUGUGGAUGCGAUCUGGGCGGCGUUGAGCACGGCGCCGGUGGGGAAGAAAGACGCUGGGGGGGCGGGGGGAGAUGAGGAGGUGGGGGAGGAUGGAAUCGCGGACGGGAAGAAGGAGGGGUUGGGGACGCAGGAUGCCGUUCCUGCGGAGGAGACCGAAGAGGAGAUGAUCACGAUAAAGCGGACGUACGACUUUGCUGGGGACCGCAUAACAGAGGAGCGCCAGGUGCCGAAGUCGUCGGCCGAGGCGAAGCUCUACCUUGCUCAUCAGCAGGGAAAGCCGGAUAAGCAGCAGUCUUCCGCAACGCCUGAUGUGGACAGCAAGGACAAGGAUGCUGCAGGGGGUGAAGAAGCGCAGGAGGCGGCCAGGCCGGGUGUACGUCGACCGCUCCACCGCCCCUCACGUUUCGACCCGAAUCCUACCGCCGAAGUGAAGGGACUCUCGCCGGAAAAGCAGCUUACCUGGGCGCGCCGUCGCAUCUUGCUUGAUCCCAACGCUGCCACGCCUCUUUCUACCUCUACCGCACUCAAUACCACUGCAGACGCUCAAGCUGCGAAUGCGGCAGCAAUCGCGGCAAAGAAGGGCAGGGACAAGGCACAGAAGCUCAAUACGGUGGAUAAGAGCAGGCUGGAUUGGGCGGGCUACGUCGACAAAGAGGGCAUCGCGGACGAACUGGACGAGUACGGUCGUGCUAAGGAGGGUUACCUUGGUCGCAUGGAUUUCUUGAACCGGGUAGACGAGAGAAGGGAAGAGGAGCGGAGGGCUGCAAAGGCAGCAUUGAAGACGUAG
Molecule: messenger RNA, 1233 nt
Organism: Diplodia corticola
Lineage: Eukaryota; Fungi; Ascomycota; Dothideomycetes; Botryosphaeriales; Botryosphaeriaceae
Product: swr1p complex component
Exons: 1
Coding region: 1-1233 (410 amino acids)
Source: RefSeq, a predicted model, not a curated record